This is a messenger RNA of Parastagonospora nodorum SN15, 708 nucleotides long. RefSeq lists its product as hypothetical. The transcript has 5 exons. NCBI's taxonomy places the organism in Eukaryota, Fungi, Ascomycota, Dothideomycetes, Pleosporales, Phaeosphaeriaceae. Bases 1 to 708 code for a protein of 235 amino acids. Gene Ontology annotation, molecular function: metallopeptidase activity. The record is from RefSeq and is a predicted model, not a curated record.
AUGGCUGACUCGGCGGUGCGGCGCCUCAACCAGGACCCGUACGACGAACACACAGUAGAUCUGAUACGUCAUCUAUUUCUACCAAAGGAUGGCCAAGAUCCAAAUGACAGGGGUAAGAUGAGCAAAGUACUACGCAUCUUCGAUAACAUCAUUGAAUAUUACCGAACGGAGACUACUGGACCGCUUGACCAGCAUGAUAUCAUAAUAUAUUGCGACGACUCUCGCUACGAGGACCGAGGCAGAAGGGACAGCCUCCGACGGAAACUCUACUACGACACGUCGACAAACACACAUGUGUUGUAUAAGAAAAAGACUUGUCAUGAUGGACUCAUGGAAACCGUCGCUCUUGCGGUGACUUACAACGCCCAAUGGGAAAGUGAGGAGUGGGAUGAGGAACAAAGAGAGGUCGUGUACAACUAUGAAGACAGACCUACUCAGAUACAAAUCUGCCCUUGGUUCAUCGAUUGGAUCAAGAACAAGGAAUACAAAUUGAGCAACGAUGUCAAGAGGUCCAACAUUGGGAGGUACAUUAUCAAAAAAGUCGAGGGAAACCAGUGGUUCAGACAGAUAGAUGCUUUCUCGCUACUCGACAAGGUACUUCUACAUGAGAUGACGCAUGGCAGGUCCGUAUGGGAAGAACAAAAGUUUAUCAAUAACGAAUGGGAAAAUUUUGAAGGCACUCUCGAUGUACGCUACCGCAUACCAUAA